Messenger RNA from Paramecium sonneborni, 1071 nucleotides. The record is from the annotation of a GenBank genome assembly. Lineage: Eukaryota; Ciliophora; Oligohymenophorea; Peniculida; Parameciidae.
GAAUGAUUGUUUUGAUAAUUCCUCUUUUAUAUAUUGUUUAAAGUUAAACAACGACAAAUACAACAACAGCAACAACAACAACAACAACAAUAAGUUAUGCAAAUUAAGGAUCUGAUUGGAGCUAAGGAGUUUGUUCAAGUGAUUUUAUUAAUUAUAAUUGUAGGCAGUUCUUCUUAAAGUCCAAUAAAUUUAGAAGUAUCAUCAGGAACAUGUGACAAUUCCAUGGUCCUUGACAUUUAAUUCAAGAAAGAGGCUAUGCAAAUAGUAAUGGAAAGAGUGCAACAUACAAUUCAAUCUAAUGCAACGAUUUCAAAUUUAUAUGCCACAGACAUUAAUGGAAAUCUUUAUGGUAAUGUGGUGAAAUAUGUUAGGAUACACUGCUACAUAAUUUAUGUUUCAUGGACCUUCUGAACAUACUAUUGAAGGCACUAGAUAUGAUUUAGAAAUGCAAAUUGUACAUGAACUAAAAGUAUUACUUUAUAUUUAUAUAUUUUAAUUUUUAGUCUGAGUUCAGUGCCACCAUAACUAAAGCUAUAGUUUCAAUAUUAUUCGAAGUUUCAAGUACGGAUUAACCAUUCUUUACGACUUAUGACUUUGCAUUAAUGGCUGCUCCAACUACAUCUAAUACUACAUCUAAUACAACAGCAAAUCAAACCAAUUCAACGAAUACAACAACUGCUAAACCUGUAACUUCUACUAUAGCUUCAAUUAAUUUUAAUGAUCUUUUAGGAUCAUAAUUAGAUGCUAAUCCAGCUUAUUACACUUAUAUAGGAUCAUUAACUAUUCCAGGUUUAAGUCUCUUCUUAUUUAUUAGAUUGCGAUGAUAAUGUUAAUUGGUAUAUUCUGGAUUCAGUAUUACCAAUCACCUAAACUUAACUAGAUGCUUUUAAUACUUUUUUCUUAAGUAAUACCACAUUUGCAUCUGGAAAUGGUAAUAAUAGGGCUAUUUAAUCAACAAACGACAGAGUUAUUAAAAAAGGAGGAGUAGCUUGUGAAGAGUAGUUUGUCUACUUUUUCUCCUUCUUUAUCCUUUAUAUUUUUAUUAAUUAUUUCAUAUUCAAAUUGUUAUGA